CGGGGCGGCGCGGGGCGGCGCGCGCGCGGGCGGGGCGGCGCGGCGCGGGGCGCGGGCGGACUCGGGCUGCCUCCACCUUCCGCAGCGGGAGCGGCGGGAUCCGCGGGAGCGCCAAUGCCUGGACCGACCCAAGCCCUGUCCCCAAAUGGCGAGAACAACAACGACAUCAUCCAGGAUAACGGGACCAUCAUCCCCUUCAGGAAGCACACGGUGCGGGGGGAGCGCUCCUACAGUUGGGGAAUGGCGGUCAACGUGUACUCUACCUCUAUAACCCAAGAGACUAUGAGCAGACAUGACAUCAUCGCAUGGGUUAAUGAUAUAUUAGCUUUAAACUACACAAAAGUUGAACAACUCUGUUCAGGAGCAGCUUACUGCCAGUUCAUGGACAUGUUGUUCCCAGGGUGUAUUAGCUUGAAGAAAGUAAAGUUUCAAGCAAAGCUGGAGCAUGAAUACAUUCACAACUUCAAACUUCUGCAAGCAUCAUUUAAAAGAAUGAAUGUGGACAAGGUAAUUCCAGUGGAAAAACUGGUCAAAGGGCGUUUCCAAGACAACUUGGAUUUCAUUCAGUGGUUUAAGAAGUUCUUUGAUGCUAACUAUGAUGGAAAGGAGUAUGAUCCUGUGGAAGCUCGACAAGGCCAAGAUGCUCUUCCCCCACCAGAUCCUGGUGAACAGAUCUUUAAUCUGCCCAAAAAGUCUCACCAUGCAAACUCUCCCACUGCAGGUGCUGCUAAGUCCAGUCCAGCUUCUAAACCAGGAUCAACACCUUCUCGCCCAUCUUCAGCAAAAAAAGCUGCACCAAGCAGCUCAGCAUCCAAAUCAGAUAAAGAUUUGGAAACUCAAGUCAUACAGCUCAGUGAACAGGUACAUUCAUUAAAACUUGCACUUGAAGGCGUGGAAAAGGAAAGGGAUUUCUACUUUGGCAAAUUAAGGGAGAUUGAACUUCUCUGCCAAGAACAUGGGGGAGAGAAUAAUGACCUUGUCCAUCGGCUAAUGGAAGUUCUUUAUACCUCAGAAGAACACGAGAGCCACACAGAAGAGCAUGAAGGUGAAGAGCAAGUCCAUGAACAGCCCCAGCAGCAGGAGGAGUACUGACUCACCCAACGUCUCUGACAAUUUUCGUUACGUGUGAGAACUUUCUUCUGGAGAAUGGAAAGUGUGUGGCCUCAAACUUGAAAUCAGUUCACUCCCAGUCUGCCAUUAACAUUUAUGUACCAUAGUGAGUGCCAGCCAACCACUGCAUUCUGUACCCAUACUUUGCCAAGAUGCAUUUGCAGAAGUCUUCUUUCAGUGUAUCUUCCCAAGAGGUUGUAGGGCUACAUCUCCUACUGUACAUCACUGCAACUUCACCACUUGGCUGCUUGAGAUGUGUUCUGCUCUUUAAAAAGAAUAUAUAUAUUUAUUUUUUUCUUUUUGUCUUAAGUAUGAUACACUUGUAACUUGUUCUAACAUAUUUAUAUUGGCAUUUUGUGUGGCAAGAAGUACCGUACCACUUGCUGUGUCUCUCACUUUGUGGUGCUUUGGCGUUUUCUAGUACAUCUGCCUUGGGGCAUAAAUUCGGUCAAACAAUUGGAAUAAAGGGAUACAGUGGGAGUUAUACUCAAGCCAUAACGAUGAGGUGUGUUGUGGAGAAAAAUGCUUGUGUUGCUCACGUUUAUUCCUUUCCCGCCUUCACAAAAUGGAAGGCAAAACAUCUGUUUUACUAGGAAAGAUUUAAACCCCUGUGUUAGAAAGCUUGUUAGAAAGCUGCAUGAUAUGUUUUUUGGCUUAUUUCUGGAGGAUAGACAUCCACAUAAGUUUUGAAAACCCUCCCAGUUUCUUGACUAGUCAACAGACAUUUCCCAGCUUUUCUUCCUUCCUGAGGAAUUCUGUCCCAGCCUCCAGCCUCAGCUCUGCAUCCACAGAGCUCGGGGCUGAUUCAGGAGACAGAUCUCCUUGACGAAAUUGUAGCUGCAGGACACCAUCUCUGGCCUCAUACCUGACUUCCCACUCCCCAGAAGAGGACAAAGUAGGCCAGCCAUUUCUUUUUGCUAUCUUCCCCCUGCCGCCCUGGCCAUACAAGUAUGGAAGAUGGAAAAUUUCCUUCUUAGUGCUAGGCAUGCUCACAGCUUAUGCACAGGCCAGCAACAGAAGUAGCCCUGGAAACCCCUGCAUGCUCUCCAAGCGGGCGGUGAACACCUUGUGGGUGUUGAGGCUACUUCUGAAGCUCGGAGAAGCAGCAAGAAGUCCUGGAGACAGCGCGCGUCAGAGAGGGACCAACUGAUGCAGGGGGACAAAAGCAGCUCUGCACUUGGCCGACCUCCCUCCUGGCGAGGCUGGCGCCUUGCAGACCCACAUCUAACCUGGAGAGGUCCGCACCAAGGGUGGUCCUUCCUAAUAAGGUCCCCAUUAUCCUGUUCUAAAUGAUGGUAUUUUAUAAACAGAAAUAUCUUAAUGUGUUACAAAGCAUUCCUUAUUUUUAUCACAUUCUAGUCUCUUUGAAUAUUUAAUGCUUGGUAUUCUUGGUCUCUCACUCGAUUUCUUAAUUCUGGAUUGUUACUCUGGUUUAGCAGGUACACAGAAGUCCCAUCCCAGUCUACAGUCACUGAAAAACUCAAAAAGCUAUUGAACAGCUAAAUCAUCCUAGCUCUUUAUGGAAUCCUAAAGUGUAAGUUCUCAGCUUACACUUCCAAAAGGCUUUUAAAUAACAUCCCUCCGCUCCUAAAAUACACACGCGUGCGUGCACACGCGCACACACUUUUCUGUUUUUAAUAAAUAAUUUGCAGCUAAGUGGCUCUUCGCUAAAUGAGAUCACUGCUGUUGCUUUACGCCACAGACAAAAUAUAAAAUACUGUUAAACAUUAGAACAGGUAUUUCCAUCUUCUCGGUUGUGCCCUCUGCUCAGCAGAGGGGUUUCUAGACCCUCUGGGUUGGGAGUUUUCUGGCCCUGCCUCCAGCAUUGACCUCACUUCCUGCCUGAUCCUGGUGAAAGUGCUGCAACCUGCAGGCCAGCACUUUUGUUUCUGAUUUCGAUUAGUUACAAAUAAGAUCUGAGUUAUAAAAAUUGUGUGUUUUCCAAAGUAUUUCCAAGAAUCACCACAAAUGGGGGAAUUGUCAUUUUCAUUGUAUUUGUGUUUAUUAGAGCAUAUGUAUUUAUUACAAUUGUCAUUGUAAUAAACAGUAGUUCUUCAUAAUACUGUUGAACUGAAGAGCAGUUACUAAUUUUUUUCCAGUCUCCAGAAUGUCCUUUAACAUGUUUGGGAUUUCCGAUGGCGCAAGGAGUUUGGGAUCAGGCUGUAAACUCGAUUUCAUCAGCAGCGGUCUGUGAUUACUGCGUUCAUCCUUCUGCUAGUACUUGAGCAGGGGCGUGCAGGGCGAGCUCUUUAAGAAAAAAUGUUUUUCUAAAGGUGCAAAGGGUUGGCUUGUCCAGUUCUGAGGGAACAGAGCCAGGCCGUUGCGCCGCUGUCCUUUUCUCUCUUCAGAGCACACACACAAAAGCUGAACUUUGUUUCCUGAAAAUUCCUUUUUUUCCCCCCCCCUAUUUUUGGUCUGAGGGCCAUAGCACUCUCACUGCUUGUAUCAAGGAGGAAGUGACUGAGGUAGGGAGCUGGGGCAGUAAAUUACCUCUUGGGCACUAGAAAUUUGGCUGUGCUGAGGGGAGAGCGAUGCUCUGAGAGGGGAAAGAGUUGUCCUUCGCCCCCCUUCCCCCUGUGAGUAACCCAUUAUUCCGUUAUGGUUUUAAUAUGCAUUUGUAAUUACCUUUACUAAAUAGCACACCAUAAAGCUUUGGUUAUAUAUUAAAUGUAAACUGAAAGGAAUGUAAACAUAUGUAUUGUUAAUUAUAAAUAGAUAAGUAAUGACAUAAUAGAUACAAAAAGUCUUAUUCAGAUGUAUCGGUCAUUUUACGUUAUCCACAAAUUGUCGCAUGGUAGAGUAGAUUUUUGUCUGAAUAUGUGAAUAACUUGACUUGCGUUUAUCUUUUUACAUAUUUAAUAAAAAAAAAAGUGAAAAUCUG
Dromaius novaehollandiae (emu) is the source of this 3991-nucleotide messenger RNA. RefSeq names its product microtubule associated protein RP/EB family member 2 (gene MAPRE2). Bases 115 to 1092 code for a protein of 325 amino acids. Gene Ontology annotation, molecular function: microtubule plus-end binding. The transcript has 7 exons. Gene Ontology annotation, cellular component: microtubule organizing center; microtubule plus-end; spindle midzone. The record is from RefSeq and is a predicted model, not a curated record. Gene Ontology annotation, biological process: regulation of microtubule polymerization or depolymerization; spindle assembly; protein localization to microtubule. Lineage: Eukaryota; Metazoa; Chordata; Aves; Casuariiformes; Dromaiidae.